Telopea speciosissima is the source of this 2372-nucleotide messenger RNA. RefSeq names its product choline transporter protein 1. The transcript is spliced from 10 exons. Gene Ontology annotation, cellular component: membrane. Bases 62 to 2161 code for a protein of 699 amino acids. Gene Ontology annotation, molecular function: transmembrane transporter activity. The record is from RefSeq and is a predicted model, not a curated record. Gene Ontology annotation, biological process: transmembrane transport. NCBI's taxonomy places the organism in Eukaryota, Viridiplantae, Streptophyta, Magnoliopsida, Proteales, Proteaceae.
UUUUGUCUUAGUGUGAGGGUUGGUAGUAGUAGUAGUAGAUACUAACACAGAGAGAAGAGAAAUGAGGGGUCCUUUGGGGGCAAUCAUAGGGAGGUACCCUGCAAGCGAUGGAGAUGCUCAGAUGGAUGGGAUCAUAAAGCACAACAGAAAGUGCAGAGAUGUUGUGUUUCUCAUACUUUUCAUCGCCUUCUGGAUUGCAAUGAUCGUUAAUUCUAGUCUUGGAUUCAAUCAAGGCAACCCAUUAAGGCUAACAUAUGGGCUGGACUACAAAGGAAAUGUUUGUGGGGACAAACAUGCGGAUCCUGAUCUUCGAGAAUUGGAGCUUAGGUACUGGGUAAAUCCCAACCAGGUUUAUGAAAGCGGCCUGAAAAACGGCCAGUUCAAGCUGGCUAAUGCCAGGAGUAUCUGCUUGAUGGAGUGUCCCAUCCCAGCUGAAGACUCUCUCAAUUGGAUCUGCGAUUACCCAGACGGAGAUAUUCACAUUUCUAUGAAUGACUGGAUAGAUAGGAAUUAUGAUUAUUUUGAGUUCCUUACGCCGGAUAUGAGGAACAGCUCCCUUCAACUUCAAGGUCCAUGCUACCCUGUUAUAUUCCCAAGCAUUAAUGUUUUUUGGAGUUGCCAAAUUAUUGCACGUGCAUCAAACAUGUCUUUGCGACAUUGGCAGCAGAUGGGUGGUGUAAAUAUCAACGAAGACAUCAUUAUUGAUAAGUCUAUUCACAAAACCAUCAAUUCUCGAUCAGCUGUCUUAAAGAGAUAUGUGGCUGAUAUUGGGAAGGCAUGGCCAGUUUUGAUUGUUUGUGGAGCAAUCAUGCCGCUGUUUUUGUCAGUGAUCUGGCUAUUGAUGAUUCGGCAUUUUGUUGCGGGAAUGACAUGGAUAACGGUUAUCCUCUUCAAUGUUCUCAUAAUAUCAGUCACAAUGUUUUAUUACUUGAAAGCUGGCUGGAUUGGCAAUGAUGCCAUCUCCCCCAUCAUUGGUGAGAGUGAUCCAUACUAUAAUGUUUCCGGGAGGGAGCAAAAUCACCUUCGUGCUGUUUCUGUUCUUAUGACCAUUAUAAUGGGUAUUGCUAUUCUUUCAUCUAUUGCCAUUGUCAGGCGCAUCCUUAUGGCAACAUCUGUCCUGAAGGUUGCUGCGAAGGUCAUUGGAGAAGUUCAGGCUCUCAUAAUAUUUCCUGUUAUACCAUAUACUAUCCUUGCGAUAGUUUACAUGUUCUGGUUUUCAGCGGCUCUCCAUCUGUUCAGCUCUGGCCAGAUUGUUCAGAAUGACUGCAAUUCCAAGUAUUGUGCUUAUGAUCUUGCUUCUAAGCAAGUGAGCUGUGGUCACUGUGGUUAUAGCAUUCAUUAUACUCCUUAUAUUGCAGUUGCCAUCCUUUUUCACCUAUUUGGCUGUUAUUGGGCCACACAGUUUUUUAUCGCAUGUUCCUCAACUGUAAUUGCGGGAUCUGUUGCUUCUUAUUAUUGGGCUCGUGGUGAAAUCUCGCCAGAGAUUCCAUUUCUUCCAGUGUUUUCAUCAAUGAAGCGGCUCAUGCGAUACAGCCUAGGUUCUGUGGCCAUUGGUUCUUUGGUUGUAUCAUUUGUUGAGUCAGUCCGCUACAUACUUGAGUUCAUCCGCCGUAAGUUUAAAGUUGCAAAUGCCACGCCUGAAAGCUGUAUUGGCAAGGUUGGCUUUCAUUCUUCUCAGAGCUGUCGUGGGUGUAUCGACUGGACUGUGAAGUCCGUGAACCGCAAUGCCUACAUAAUGAUUGCCAUAAUGGGUAAAGGAUUUUUCAGAGCUUCUUCAAUUGCAACAGGGUUGAUCGUGAAUAACAUUCUUCGGAUUGGUAGGGUGAAUGUGAUAGGGGAUGUGAUUCUCUUUCUUGGGAAGUUGUGUGUCAGCCUCUCCAGUGCUGUGUUUGCAUUUCUCAUGUUAGAUACUCAUAAAUAUAGAUCUGCCCACAACAAGAUAUCCUCUCCACUGUUCCCUGUUCUGGUGUGUUGGUGGCUUGGCUAUGUUGUUGCAACUCUUUUCUUUGCGGUAGUGGAGAUGUCAAUUGACACCAUCAUCCUGUCUUUCUGCCAAGAUUCCGAGGAGCAUCAAGGGAACGCCCAGUAUGCCCCUCCUCUCCUGCUUGAGACCCUUAAUGAUCAAAGUGAAAUGCAGAGACUCACUCAAGGAUCUUCAUGAAACAGUGCUAUGUACGUCCCUCUCACAUUUCAAAGAAAUUAGGAAGCAGAAGGCUUCAUAUAUUAACAGUUCUGUUGAUGUCAUCAGGUUGGCUACAUGUUUUUGCUUGUUUCCUGUAAGUUUCUUCCCCCCCACCCUCUGCAUUUUUGGUUUCAUUUUCUUCAUUGUAUAUACUGACAUUAUAUUUAAGCAAAAAAAAAAAAAAAAAAAA